Messenger RNA from Asparagus officinalis (garden asparagus), 3661 nucleotides. RefSeq names its product glycine dehydrogenase (decarboxylating), mitochondrial. The transcript has 15 exons. NCBI's taxonomy places the organism in Eukaryota, Viridiplantae, Streptophyta, Magnoliopsida, Asparagales, Asparagaceae. Gene Ontology annotation, biological process: glycine decarboxylation via glycine cleavage system. Gene Ontology annotation, cellular component: mitochondrion; chloroplast envelope; apoplast. Gene Ontology annotation, molecular function: pyridoxal phosphate binding; glycine dehydrogenase (decarboxylating) activity; glycine binding. Bases 695 to 3457 code for a protein of 920 amino acids. The record is from RefSeq and is a predicted model, not a curated record.
UCCCAGCCUCUCCUCUCAAACUCUCCUCUCCUCUCCCUCCAAGCUCUCAUGAAAAAACAGAGGGAUAAGGGGGGGAUGGGCAUCUCUCGCUUCGUGUCCAUUCAAACUCAAUCCUCAGGGAUUAGAGGCUUAGAGCAUCUAGUUUUCCUCCACGUCACCCCCCCCCCCCCCCCACCCCCGUUUUCUCUUCAGUUGGCCUCCUCUGCUUUCUCUUUCACCACCCACUCACCCACCAAGAUUCAGAUCUACAAUUCAAUCACUUUCUCCCUAUAAAUAAUAUAUUAUAUUAUAUUAUUUAUUUAUUAACACCAUCACCCAGAUCGACAAAAACCGCCAUCGUCUCCUUCCUCGCUUCCACCCUCUCUCUCUCUCUCUCACGGAUGAGCGAGCUCGGCGAUUAUCGACCCGCGCUCUCCUCCUCCCCGCCUCCUACUAUCGCAACCCUCGAACCCCUCUCCGCCCCGCUACAUCUCCACAUUGUACAGCUUUCCCGCCACCGCCCCCAAGGCCCCCCGCCACCGGCGCCAGCAAUCCCGUUCGAUCUCACGUCGAGGCCUGAAGCCCACGACACUUUCCCGCCCGCCACAACUCGCCACCCCGCCGACCAAGCCCAUCAUGUCUAGAGCCCGUCGGCUUCCCCUCCGUCGACGCCCUCAUCGACGCCACCGUCCCCAAGUCGAUCCGGAUCCCCUCGAUGACCCUCCCCAAGUUCGACGAAGGGCUCACUGAGAGCCAGAUGAUUUCUCACAUGAAGCGACUCGGCUCGAUGAACAAGGUUUUUAAAUCCUUCAUCGGGAUGGGGUAUUACGAUACCUUCGUACCCGCUGUGAUUCUCCGGAAUAUAAUGGAGAAUCCUGGGUGGUACACUCAGUACACCCCUUAUCAAGCUGAGAUUGCUCAGGGGAGAUUGGAGUCUUUGCUGAAUUUUCAGACCAUGAUCACUGAUUUGACCGCUCUGCCCAUGUCGAACGCGUCCCUGCUCGACGAGGGGACUGCUGCGGCCGAAGCCAUGGCGAUGUGCAACAACAUUCAGAAGGGUAAGAAGAAGACGUUCGUGAUCGCGAGCAACUGCCACCCGCAAACUAUAGAUAUUUGUAAAACGCGAGCAGAUGGGUUCGAUCUGAAGGUGGUUGUGGCAGAUUUGAAGGAUUUCGAUUACUCGUCGAAGGAUGUUUGUGGGGUUUUGGUUCAGUAUCCGGGGACUGAAGGGGAGGUUUUGGAUUAUGGGGAGUUUAUAAAGGAUGCGCAUGCUAAUGGAGUGAAGGUGGUGAUGGCGACGGAUUUGUUGGCUUUGACGGUGUUGAAGCCACCAGGUGAGCUGGGGGCGGAUAUUGUGGUGGGGUCCGCGCAGAGGUUUGGAGUGCCGAUGGGGUAUGGGGGGCCACACGCUGCGUUCUUGGCAACAUCGCAGGAGUACAAGAGGAUGAUGCCGGGGAGGAUAAUUGGGUUGAGUGUGGAUACGAUGGGCAAGCAGGCGCUGAGAAUGGCGAUGCAGACGAGGGAGCAGCAUAUUAGGAGGGAUAAGGCUACCAGUAAUAUUUGCACUGCUCAGGCAUUGCUAGCAAAUAUGGCCGCAAUGUAUGCGGUGUACCAUGGCCCUGAAGGCCUCAAAGCUAUUGCGGACAGAGUUCAUGGCCUUGCUGGUACUUUUGCACAUGGGCUGAAGAAGCUCGGAACAGUGACUGUCCAAGAGCUCCCCUUCUUUGACACCGUGAAGGUUAAGUGUGCUGAUGCAAAAGCUAUUGCAGAUGCAGCUUACAAGAGUGAAAUGAACCUUAGAAUUGUGGACUCUAACACAAUAACUCUUUCCUUUGAUGAAACUACAACUUUGGAGGAUGUGGACAAGCUGUUUAAAGUGUUUGCUGGUGGCAAGUCUGUAAAUUUCACUGCUGCAUCUUUAGCACCGGAGGUCCAAACUACAAUCCCUAGUGGACUUGUAAGAAACAGCCCAUACUUGACACAUCAGAUCUUCAAUUCGUACCACACAGAGCAUGAGCUACUCCGGUACAUUUGUAAAUUACAAUCAAAGGAUUUGUCUUUAUGUCAUAGUAUGAUUCCUCUUGGUUCUUGCACAAUGAAACUGAAUGCUACAGUGGAGAUGAUGCCCGUGACUUGGCCUGAAUUUGCUAACAUCCACCCAUUUGCCCCAACUGAACAAGCUCUAGGAUAUCAGGAAAUGUUUAACGAUUUGGGUGACCUCUUGUCCACAAUCACGGGAUUUGAUUCUGUCUCAUUGCAACCAAAUGCUGGUGCUGCUGGAGAAUAUGCAGGGCUUAUGGUUAUUCGCGCUUACCAUGUGGCAAGAGGUGAUAGUCAUCGAAAUGUAUGCAUUAUUCCCGUCUCAGCUCAUGGCACUAACCCAGCGAGUGCAGCAAUGUGUGGAAUGAAAAUUGUCCCUGUUGGAACUGAUGCUAAGGGAAACAUUAACAUUGAGGAAUUAAGGAAAGCUGCUGAAGCAAACAAGGAACAUUUAUCUGCUCUUAUGGUUACUUAUCCUUCAACGCAUGGAGUCUAUGAAGAAGGCAUUGACGAGAUAUGCAAAAUAAUUCAUGACAAUGGAGGACAAGUUUACAUGGAUGGUGCUAACAUGAACGCUCAGGUUGGAUUAACAAGCCCUGGUUAUAUUGGCGCGGAUGUAUGUCAUCUUAAUCUCCACAAAACAUUUUGCAUUCCACACGGUGGAGGAGGCCCAGGAAUGGGUCCCAUUGGUGUCAAGAAACACUUGGCACCAUUUUUGCCAUCACAUCCUGUGAUUGCCACUGGAGGGUUACCAGCCCCCGAGAAUCAGCAGCCACUUGGUACUAUUUCUGCAGCCCCUUGGGGAUCUGCUCUUAUUUUACCUAUCUCCUACUGUUACAUUGCUAUGAUGGGCUCAAAGGGGCUUACUGAUGCUUCAAAGAUAGCCAUACUGAAUGCAAACUACAUGGCUAAGCGCCUAGAGAGCCACUAUCCCGUCCUUUUCCGUGGGGUUAAUGGUACUUGUGCCCAUGAGUUCAUCAUUGACCUCAGGCAUUUCAAGAACACCGCUGGUAUAGAGGCUGAAGAUAUUGCGAAGCGUUUGAUAGAUUAUGGAUUCCAUGGACCAACAAUGUCAUGGCCUGUUCCAGGAACUCUCAUGAUCGAACCCACUGAAAGUGAAAGCAAGGCUGAACUUGAUAGGUUCUGUGAUGCUCUUAUCUCCAUCAGAGAAGAAAUUGCUGAGAUCGAGAAUGGCAAAGCUGAUAUUAAUAACAAUGUCCUCAAGGGUGCUCCUCAUCCACCAUCAAUGCUCAUGAGCGACACAUGGACGAAGCCAUACACCAGGGAUUAUGCUGCGUUCCCUGCUCCAUGGCUCCGAGGUGCCAAGUUCUGGCCAACAACAGGGCGUGUCGACAAUGUGUAUGGUGACCGCAACUUAAUAUGCACUCUUCUCCCAGUAUCACAGAUGGCUGAAGAGCAGGCUGCUGUGAACGCGUAGAUUGAUCUUUCUGCUGAAGGAUUUGCUUUUCUCAUCUGUACUCCUGUUUCUCGCUCUUUGUUUCGCUCUCUCUUUCUGAUACUUGUAUAUAUACACCUUCAUGAGCAUCUGGCUCUGCAUUACUGCAGCUACUGCCAUUCAUCUAUAAAUCAUGUUGAUAUAUUGCAGCUAAUUUACAAGUGAAGUUGUCAUUCUUGUCUUCAA